AUGGAGGUAUCAAAUACUAGUAAGAAAAGUAAAAUACUAGCAUAUUUUGAUCAAGAUUAUGAAAUUGAAGAAUCAUCACAAUCAUAUAACUUAUUAAAUCCUAUAAAGGAAAUACAUGGGAAUUUAUAUGAAAUUGGUUGUAAGCUUGAUAACAGUUAUAAAAUGAGAAAUUUAUUACCUGGAUUACUAGAUGAUAGUAAUCCUGUCAAUAAAGAUGAGUUUUGUGGUUUAUUGAAUGAAUGGAUAAACAACAAAAAAUAUAUAUAUAUAUUUGAAGGAACUAAUUGCGAAAAUAAGACAAAAUUUUGGGAAGAAAAUAUUGAGAAAUUGUGGGAACAAUUAAAAACGAAUAUUGGUAAUGAAGAAGGGUGUGAGAGAUGUAAAAUUUUUUAUAAUUGUUCUGUUUCUCCUGAAAUGAAAACUUCUUUAUCUGUGGGUUUUACUAUUUUUGGAAUUUUACUCAUUACUUUUUUUAUUUUUUAUAAGUUAGGUCCCAUUAGAUCAAGGAUUCACAACUGUCUACAUAAAAAAAAAAGAAAAAUAGAGAACAUAGUUCCAGAAAAAUCAUGUGAAUUAUUAGAAGGAUCUUCUAAAAAAGGGAUUUCAUUUUCUGAAAACGGAAGUAUUGCGUUAGGUUAUCAUUCUGUAGAAAUUUAG
Plasmodium malariae is the source of this 657-nucleotide messenger RNA. Its product is annotated as PIR protein. NCBI's taxonomy places the organism in Eukaryota, Apicomplexa, Aconoidasida, Haemosporida, Plasmodiidae. Bases 1 to 657 code for a protein of 218 amino acids. The record is from RefSeq and is a predicted model, not a curated record. The transcript has 3 exons.